Messenger RNA from Williopsis jadinii, 920 nucleotides. RefSeq names its product mitochondrial 54S ribosomal protein uL3m (gene MRPL9). The transcript has a single exon. Gene Ontology annotation, cellular component: ribosome; mitochondrial large ribosomal subunit. Gene Ontology annotation, biological process: translation. The coding region runs from base 42 to 854 and encodes 270 amino acids. NCBI's taxonomy places the organism in Eukaryota, Fungi, Ascomycota, Saccharomycetes, Phaffomycetales, Wickerhamomycetaceae. The record is from RefSeq and is a predicted model, not a curated record. Gene Ontology annotation, molecular function: structural constituent of ribosome.
GAAGACUUAGUUGAAGAGACAAACCACCUCCCUCGCACACAAUGAACCCUCUUCUCUUUAGCUCCAGGGUCCUCUCGCUAGGCUGUCGUCAGUUCCCGAAGUAUGUGCGUACUGGAGCCUCAUUGACGGCUCCUUCCACGGUGACGUCUGAGGCUGUCGCUGAUUCACCAGAGCACUCACAGGAGAAAGCUGUUGAGAGAAGAAGAUUACCGUUGAGAACCGGGCUGUUAGCUCUGAAACGUGGCAUGGGCCCAUGGUUUGACCAGAAGACCGGAGAGACUUUCCCAGUUACCGUGCUGGAAGUCAACCAAGUUGAAGUUAUCUACAACAAGACAAGAGAGGUUGAAGGGUACUGCGCUGUGCAGGUUGGCUACGGUGCAAAGAACCCAAAGCGUGUCUCUAGACAGCUACUUGGACACUUCGAGAAGGCCCAGGUCAAUCCAAAGGUGAAGGUUGCCGAGUUCAUGGUGAAGUCUGAAGAAGGGCUGGUACCUGUGGGCACUGAAUUGAAGGCGAGCCAUUUCGAGGUUGGCCAAUAUGUUGACUUGAAAGGUGUAUCAAAGGGUAAAGGCUUCGCCGGUGUCAUCAAACGUUACGGCAUGAAGGGUCAGCCAGCGUCGCACGGUACAUCACUGACACACAGAUCAGGUGGUUCAUACGGUGCUAACACCUCGCCAGGUCGUGUCUUGCCAGGACAGAGAAUGCCAGGCAGAAUGGGUGGUAAGAGCUCUACAAAGCAAAACUCGCUUGUUGUUGAUGUUGAUGCUGAGAACGGUAUCAUCUUGGUGAAGGGACACGUUCCAGGACCAAAGAACUCAUUCGUCAGAGUAACAGAUGCCAUCAAGAAACUAUGAGUUACAGCUAUAUAUAGUUGCCCAUUAUUAUAAUCAUGUAAAUACAAAGCUUUCUCUUUAAACCAU